AAACUUUUGGCGCAUUUUCAGUGAAUGUCUUAACAAAAGAGAGAUUGACUUUGAAUUGAGAUUUAAUUUUUAAAAGGAUUUCAUUAUUAAAAAACAGUGCUUUUUGUCUAUCAUUUGAUCCAAACUUUUGAUUUAUACAAGAAAUGGAUGUCACAGAUAAUCGUCUGAAUCAAACUCAACGGAUUAAAGACGAUUUGUCGGAAAAGUGUCAAAAACUUUUUCGCGAUUUUCUAUCCGAAUAUAAAGAGCCGAAUGUUGAGACCGAUGACCACAAAUAUUUGACGGAAUCACUUGAACUGAUCAAACCAGAGAGGAAUACAUUGUUUGUGUCAUUCAAAGAGUUGACAAAUUGGGAUCAAGAGUUAGCUAUUGAUAUAACUAACAAUUAUUAUCGAUUUUAUUCAUAUUUAUGUCGAUCGGUGUCCGCAUUGAUUAACGACGAAAAGCAUAAGUCUAACGAAGAAUUGGAUGAUUUGACACUUAAUGUCAUCAAAAACAAAGACUUUUACGUUGGUUUCUAUGACUUUGCCGAUCGCACAAAACUACGAGAACUAAGGGCUUCAAAGAUAUCGUCAUUAGUGAAAAUUGUGGGACAAGUAGUGCGCACUCAUACCGUACACCCAGAGCUCAUCUCAGGUACGUUUGAGUGCAUGGAUUGCGGUACAGAAGUGGCAAACGUUGAACAACAGUUUAAAUACACUUUACCUACUAUUUGUCGUAACACUGUUUGCUCGAAUCGAUCAAAGUUUCGACUACUUCUUCAUAAAUCCCGAUUCGUUGACUUUCAAAAAGUAAGAAUUCAAGAAUUACAAGCAGACCUUCCCAGAGGUUGUAUUCCCCGAAGUCUUGAUAUUGUGAUUCGAGGCGGAGAUCGUGUAGAAUGUGUUCAACCGGGAGAUAGAGCCGACUUUAUUGGAUGUCUUAUAGUUGUUCCCGAUGUGGCACAACUGAUUGCAGGCAGUGGUGGACUUGUAAGGACUGAAACCGGUGCCGGAGAUGGAGGUCUUACAGGACUCAAGGCUUUAGGGGUUCGGGAAAUGACACAUAAAAUGGCUUUUUUGUCGAGUUCUACAAUACUUGAAGGCCAUGAAUUGCCCGUUCAGUUAGAAGAAAGGAAUAUCGAUUCAAAUAGCGGUGCAAAAGAUUUUUCGAUGUUUAAAGAAGAGGAAAUCAGAAGAAUUGAAGUGAUGACUAAAGACAGGAAUCUAUUUGAAAAUAUAAGUAAAAGUCUGUUUCCUUCAAUCUUUGGUAAUGAAGAUAUAAAACGAGGUAUUAUUUUACAACUUUUCGGUGGAAUACCUAAGAUAACAACCGAAGGAACUCAUUUAAGAGGCGAUAUCAAUGUUUGUGUUGUUGGCGAUCCAUCCACAGCUAAAAGUCAGUUUUUGAAAAUUAUCGCCGACUUUGCACCCGUUAGGGCUAUAUAUACGAGUGGUAAAGCAUCGACUGCUGCUGGUUUGACAGCAGCAGUGGUCAGAGAUGAAGACGGAGGGUUUGUUAUAGAAGCCGGUGCUCUAAUGCUUGCAGAUCAAGGUAUUUGUUGUAUCGAUGAGUUCGAUAAAAUGGAUAUUAGGGACCAAAUUGCUAUUCAUGAAGCUAUGGAACAGCAAACCAUUAGUAUAACCAAAGCUGGAGUUAAGGCCACUCUAAAUGCCCGAACAUCGAUCUUAGCGGCGGCUAAUCCUAUUGGCGGCACUUAUGACAGAACUAAAUCAUUGCGAAAUAAUUUGUCGUUUUCGUUACCAAUUAUGUCAAGAUUUGACUUAUUUUUUAUACUAUUAGAUGAAUGUAAUGAAACAACAGAUUAUGCAAUCGCCGAAAGAAUCAUUGAUAUGCAUAACGGAACCGUUGACAACAAUGAAGACGUUACAUAUUCUUUAGACGAUCUCAAAAAUUAUAUACGAUUUGCCCGUCAAUUCAAACCAAAGAUGACAAUGGAAUCAGAAAAAUAUUUGGUCGAAACAUAUAAACAGUUACGUCUAUCUGGAUGUGAUAAUGGCGGCGGAUUCAAGAAUAACAAGCAGUCUUGGCGUAUAACUGUUCGACAACUCGAGUCAUUGAUUCGCUUGUCUGAAGCAAUGGCCCGAAUGUAUUGCAGUGAUUAUGUCGAAACAAAUCACAUUAAAGAAGCCUCUCGUUUGUUAAAUAAAUCAAUACUUAAAAUAGACGAACCAGAUAUCAAUUUAGUUGAUGAAGACACCAAUGAAGACGAAGAAAUGGAUGAUAUUACCGAAGAUCAUGACUCACAGAAAGAAGUGACUGAUUCGACAAUACCAACGAGUCUUAAGAUUCCAUAUGAAGUCUAUAAAUCAAUGACUGAUAUGUUUGUCAUACGACUUCAAAGAGAAGAAAUUCAUAUCGAAGAAGGAGAGAGUGAAGGCAUCAAACGCUCUGAACUUAUUGAAUGGUAUCUAAAUCAGUGUUCAGACAUCGAAACAGAGACUGAUUUGGUUCAUAAAAAACUUAUUUGCGAUCGAGUUAUUGAUAAACUUAUUAAUACGGAUCACAUUCUUAUUGCUUUACAAACCAGUGAACAGAUUACUACCGGAGAGGGAAAAGAGUCAGAAACUGCUGAUCCUAUUCUUGUAGUACAUCCCGACUUUGUGGUCGCUCAGGAUUUCUAGACUUUAUAUUAAACACUUACCGUAAUUGUCUCAUUGAUUUGUUUUUAAUAAUGUUAAAUAAUGAACAAAAUAAUAAUAAUUUUAUUUGGUUUAUAAUUAUACUUUUAAUAAUUCACUUCUAAUACGAUAAACCAACUAAAACUGCAUUUAAUAACUAUUUGAUAUAUAAUUUAUAUUUUAAAUAU
This is a messenger RNA of Oppia nitens, 2809 nucleotides long. RefSeq names its product DNA replication licensing factor MCM6-like (gene Mcm6). The record is from RefSeq and is a predicted model, not a curated record. Lineage: Eukaryota; Metazoa; Arthropoda; Arachnida; Sarcoptiformes; Oppiidae. The transcript has a single exon. Gene Ontology annotation, biological process: double-strand break repair via break-induced replication; DNA replication initiation; mitotic DNA replication. Gene Ontology annotation, molecular function: single-stranded 3'-5' DNA helicase activity; ATP binding; single-stranded DNA binding. The coding region runs from base 144 to 2624 and encodes 826 amino acids. Gene Ontology annotation, cellular component: nucleus; MCM complex.